AUGGCCGGCAAGCCAGGCAUUACUUCGAACAUCUUCGUGUCUGCUGCGCGAGGCCACCCGUCCGACGAAGGUCGAGGUGAUAAAGGCUAUCGAAAGCAACAUCUCACCUGGCUCAUCAGCGUAGAGCCUCACAAGCAUGCCCUACCCUUGCUGCCACAACGGACGAUCGAACGAGUGCAUUACGUAGCCAUCCGGACAGACGGUCACUAUAAGCUCGAAAAGCAUCCCAACCAUGACAUUAUUGGCAGCGUACUUGUGGCCGAGAAAGCGCAUAUUGAUGCCGAAAAGCUACAUGCAGUAGUUGAGGAAGGCCUGAAAGGAUUGUCUCCAUCUUCGGAAUCAUCGUCAGAUGAUGACACUGACGACGCCUCCGAAUUAUGGCUCAGAAAAGCGCUCCAUGUCCUACAACAGCACAAAUACACGCAGUCAUCGUUCGAAGUCGGCAAGUUCAUGACCUUUGCUCACGGCUACAUGGCCAGUCGGACUGAUGAUGGGGAUAUGCCAUCCACCAUUACAUACGCUCCACUCUUCGACAAGGAUCAGAAGUCGCAUGACCCAGCCAAAGACGACCACCAGAAGAAGCCGCGGUUUGGUUUCUGGGUUUCACAUCCAAUGAGCAAAGUGCAACGACACAUUGAUGAAGAGAGUCGGCCGUACGGCGGACUGAUGUAA
This is a messenger RNA of Baudoinia panamericana UAMH 10762, 672 nucleotides long. RefSeq lists its product as uncharacterized. The record is from RefSeq and is a predicted model, not a curated record. NCBI's taxonomy places the organism in Eukaryota, Fungi, Ascomycota, Dothideomycetes, Mycosphaerellales, Teratosphaeriaceae. Bases 1 to 672 code for a protein of 223 amino acids. The transcript has a single exon.